This is a messenger RNA of Cutaneotrichosporon oleaginosum, 636 nucleotides long. RefSeq lists its product as uncharacterized. NCBI's taxonomy places the organism in Eukaryota, Fungi, Basidiomycota, Tremellomycetes, Trichosporonales, Trichosporonaceae. The record is from RefSeq and is a predicted model, not a curated record.
AAUCCGCACUGCUUCUCCACGGCGCCAGCAAGCGCACGAAGUAUGGCUGGAGUCUAGGAAUCGUAGAAGCUGCCUCUGACGUCGGCAGGCCGCAAUGAGUUUGACACAUGUCCACCACAGCGCGCCAUGAGCACUCCUCUCGCUAUGACGUGUUCGAAAGAUGCCGGCUUUCCGCUUUGAUCAUCAGCUCGGAGGAUUGGCGCCGUUGACCUGCUCCAGCUGGCAAGUCGGCGCUUCCCACCCACUGCGAUGCACCGUGCUCUGCGCUCCAACAAAUCAAGCGCGUUGGGCAUUCCCGCCGGUUCCCAGCGCGCAGGGAGCGCUUGACACGCAACAUGCGCCAUGCAAACUUGCUCUCAGACGAAUGCGGAACUCCCGUCUCUGCGUUUUCGCCUUCUGCAGGACGAACAAUGAAACUGGGCGAGGCACCGGGCCGCCCACUCCGCGUCGGGCGUCACGUGUCAACAUCCACGGGUUGUCCUCCUGCUCAGGAUAUCGGUUUCUCUCUUUGUGUCAACGUCUCAGUCCCCGUAUUGGGAACCGCUAAUGGCGUACACCUCGGCCUAUUCCUGGCGUCGCUGUUCUCGGCGCAGCCCGGAUGCGCGUUGGUUGGGCCCCGGAAUGACCCGAGACACG